AUGGCCACAAAGCGGGCCAGCAAUAAUUGUAGCCUCUUCUUGGUCUCGUGGUUCGUUUCUCGAAGGUUCAAUGUUACCACCAUUUUUUGCCUCUUCUUCUUUGCCUUGGAGGUCCUGCUCUCGUCGUUCUGCAAGCAGGAUUACUUCCUCGGCUUCUUCUUCGUCCUCGAUUGCGUUUCCACAGCUUCCCUUCUGCUGGAUCUCACAUGGGUUGCCGACUCGUUAGUUUCAGAUGACUUCGCAGUGGGCGACCAGGCGCGUGGUGGGAGGACCGCGCGCCUUGGAGCGUCAGUGGGCCGGGUUGUGCGAGUCAUCCGCCUCGUCCGCAUCGUGAAGUUGUACAAGGCGGCCUAUGAACGGAUUAUGGCCGAGGCCGCGAAAAACAGCGCUAGCUCGCCAGGUGAAGAGACAAUCGAUGACUGGGACAACCCGGACUACGAUGACCAGGAGCAGCGGAAGGGCCAGCGCGAGAGUGCUGUUGGCAAGAAGCUAGUUGCACUCACCACCCGGCGAGUGAUCAUAUUGGUGCUGGUGAUGCUCAUGUGUAUGCCAGUCUUCGUUGUAAGCAACUCGCACGGUGACCUGACGUCGGCUGCAUUCGGAGCCAGUAGCGUUUUCGACAGCUACAGGCACAUGAAGGAAGGCAUCGCGAACCGCUCUUUGUAUGAGGAGUCCAUUCUCAAGUAUUUCUACUACCAUAACUGGUUUGCAGGCCGUGCGGGCUGUGACGGAGACUCCUUCUGUCCUGCAGUUUUUCUCAGCCAUGUUUUUUGGGUCGGGUUUGCUGGCCGCGACAAGACGUACAAUGAACUUCGGAACUACACCGCAGAGGCCAGGCUGCAGAAAGACGUUGUGGUUGCAUGGGAUGCAGCCGUGGCAAAACAAGAUGUCGACUAUGUCUAUGUCAUGGGCAGCUUUCCAGCACAGGCACAAGAUUUGCUCAGCUCUGACUGGGACAUCGAGUGUCAGUUUGGUGGUUGGAACCACCUCGGCCAGUCCUUGCUCUCUACAUUGCUGGAGGACACAGUUUCCUAUGCUGUGAGGUGCCCUCAGGACCUUCGACCUCAGGAGCGUUUCAGAAUCCAGCCUUCUUUGCUCACAGAGCAAGAAUUUGAUGACUGGCAUCUGGCCUUCUUCUUUGAUGCACGGCCAUAUGUGAGAGUCGAGUCACAGAACAACAUGAUGCUGACAGGCUUCAUCUGCUUGGUGCUCUGCGUGGCGUCCCUUCAGUUUUCCAAG
Messenger RNA from Symbiodinium necroappetens, 1239 nucleotides. NCBI's taxonomy places the organism in Eukaryota, Dinophyceae, Suessiales, Symbiodiniaceae. The record is from the annotation of a GenBank genome assembly.